Messenger RNA from Etheostoma cragini (Arkansas darter), 1477 nucleotides. RefSeq names its product transmembrane protein 244 (gene tmem244). The transcript is spliced from 6 exons. Lineage: Eukaryota; Metazoa; Chordata; Actinopteri; Perciformes; Percidae. The coding region runs from base 380 to 829 and encodes 149 amino acids. The record is from RefSeq and is a predicted model, not a curated record.
CAAAAAUACAAGCUUAUAUAAGACAUUAUGUUGCACUUUGGAAAAUUGUCAUAGGCGUAUUUCACGAUUUUCUAACAUUAUAUAGAGUGAAGGAUUACUCAAUAAUUAUGACAAACGUAAUUGACGGAUUAAAGAAAAAGAUUGUUAGUCGCAGCCUUUAUAGUCAAGAUGUAUCACAAUAAAGACAAGCAACAAGUUUACUGCUGAUUUAGACAGUGUAUUUAAGGUAAUUCAUGUAAUCUGUGGUCACAGCAAACGUUUGACUUGGCACAGUAGGAAAAGCACAGGUGUAACUAAUAAAAUUAACAAUGACUCUAUCCAAUUAACGCGUGCCAGUGAGCCGACAUGCAGGGCCUUGGCAUCGGCACACCUGACUGGAAUGCAGCCCAUUAUUAAUGUUGUCCUGCAGAAUCUGUUGAUGUGCAUGGUGUGCUUCUACUCGCUCUACUACAUCGUGGUCAGUCUCUGCAUCGCACUGCUCAGGGUUCAUGAGAUCAACAGCUUGUUGACUCCAUUUGACUACACAGCACAACCGUCAUGGCAGAACCCCAAAUACCUCGUUGGUGUAAUUUCCACAGAAGUGACCUACGUUUUGGGAGGGCUGGUAUUCGCCUGGAUUGUAGAGGAGUGGGUUUGGGAUUACGCCAUAACUGUCACACUGUUGCAUGUUGCGAUGACUGUUGCAGUAAUGUCAGACUUCCCUUCAGCUGAGCAAUGGUGGAUAGCUCUGGGUUCAGGCCUGGUGAUGAUGAUAUUUGGAGGACAGCUCAUGGCCUAUAAACUCUUCAGAAGCAACUUUGUCUAUCCAGCUGAACUACAGAACUUCUAAUGAACAUAACGAGGAAAGCUUUUAACUGGCUUACUGGUUAAUCUCAGGCUGGAUACAUCCCAGUGGGUUUACUUUUCAAAAACUGCAUCGCUAGGUUCAUGUUGCAUCGAUACGAGCAACUACAGUAUGUUUAUCGAGACUGUGUUUAUUUUAUAAUGCAACAACAAGAAACACUUUCUCUACAAACCAAUUUCACGAGCAUUAGCUAAUAGUCAUAUACCUCCAUGUACAAAUGGAACAACAUUGUCUUUUUUUACAGCAUGUUCUGUUUAAAUAGUGUAAGGGCCUAAGAAUGAACGUGCCAGACAUCACACAGACAUCACACAUUCCCAUUUGUGAAGGGCUUUGGAUGAUAGAAAACUCCUGAAAAUUGUAACGUUCCACCAAAAGAAAUUUGGUUGAAGCAUUGCUCUCAUCUUUAGGAACAUUUUAAGUUUUUUGUUGUUUUUUAAAUUAUUUUUGCUUGACCAGGAAGUCAGCCCUCUUGGAUUUUGUGUGUGAAUUUUCACAUCACGAAAACAUUUUAGAACACAAGCAUGUGCAAGGGCCUUUUCAUUGCUACAGCUUUAAUCUGGUAUUGUUUCUUUACAAACUUCACACAAUAAGCUAAAUCUAAUAGAGGAGAUCACACAUAUAACAUUUUGAAAA